AUGAGAAAUUUAUUAAAGAGAGCUGAUAUGCUUGUAACUCCUUAUGAAUUCAAUGUCAAUUAAAGGCAAAAAUCAUUAACAGUAAUUGGUAUAUAUAAUUUGUUAUUCAAGGUGGAGUACUUACAAUAUUAGUUGGAAUAUUUAGUAUAUUUUAUAUGGCUGGAGUCAUUUAAAAAGCACUUUCAGAUUAAGAAACUGUCUAUGUUGGUACAUAGAAUACAAUAUUGAAUUAAACAUAUAUUAAUAGCAAUAACACUAUAUUUGCAUUAGAGGUUUCUGAUUAUAAUGGAAAUAUAUUUGAAAACAUUUCAGAAAUUUAAUAGUAUAUUAAGUUAAUAUUAGAUAUAUUCAAAUAAAUGUUUAGUAUGUAGAAUAAAAGAGAGAUGCUUCUAAAGUAGGAUAUGAAAGAAAUUCAACUAAUUUAAUAUUGAAAAAGUGUGAAACUACCACAGUUGAAAAAUUUAAUUUUGAUGUAAUAACUAUCUCAAAUUCCUAAAAAUCAAAUCUUUAUUGUGCAGAUGGAUAGUAUACAAUCACAGGAUAAUAUUUUGAUGCAUUCUUUUCAUAUUUAAAAAUUUAAGUUAAAUCAUGCAAAAAUAUAACAAAUUAGACUUGUAAAUCUUAAGAUGAAAUCUAAUAAUUUAUAAAAAGCGGGUAGAAUAUUUAUUAAUUAUUUUAGAAUUAAUUUAGAUUUAUUUGUAAAAGGAUCAAGACUUAGAUAAUAAUUUAAUCUUUCAUCUCCUAUAGAAGCAUAUCCUACUAAUAUCUUUUGGAAAUUAGUGCUUGGAAUGUCAAACAAUGAAGAUAUUUUUAUUAUGCCAUUUUCAAUGGAUUUAAGUAAUAUAUAUAUCAAUUAUAAGAAAGUAAUUCAAUAUUUUAUGAUUUAAUGAAUAUAAAAUUGGAAGAAACAUUAUUCUAAACUACUACUUUUCAUAAAUAAGAAAGAAGAUUAGAACCAAUAGAAUUUAUAGAAGGAUCCACAUUAUGUUCUUUUUAUAUAAGAUCAUCACCUGACAAUUAAUAUUAUUUUAUAACUCAAUCAGACCUCUUUACUAUUUUUAGUUCUUCAUUAUCUGAAGCUACAGCUCUAGCAGUAGCCAUAAUGAGUUUUCUGAAGAUCUUUUAUCAUAGUUAUAAUCAACACAAAACAUUUGCAGUUCUUAUGAAUUCUGUCUUUAAAUUUGAUUUAGAAAGUGUAAAAAAAAAGAGAUAAUCUUCAAUUUAUUAAUCAGAAUAAUCAGGGACUGUAUUUUAAUAAAGAACUUCAACUACUCCAAUUAAAUCAGGAUAAUUAUAACAAGUAUAAGUAUAAUUAUAAUUUAGAUAUUAAAUUUUGAAAUAUCCUAUUCAUUUAUUUAAUACAUAAAGUAUUUAAUUUACAAAUGGUUCAGAUCAAUAUAACGUUAAAAUUUCUUUAAAACAGAAAAAGAGAUCAUUAUAUCUUAAAUUGCAAAAUCAAAAAUUUAAUAUGAUUUAGAUCUAACUAAUAUUCUUAAGAAACUUUAUGAAAUUGACUGUUUAAAAUUAUUCUUUUUUGAUGAUGAUUAAUUAGUGUUAUUUAAUACAUUCUGUUCUCCUGUUUUUUAAGAUGGAAUGGCUAAUUAAAAAGAUUUAUUUGAUAUUCUGACAAAUUAAUAAUAAUAAUAAAAGAAACUAUUAUCUAAUUCAUAAUUAUCUGAAAAAGAUAAAAGAUUAGAUUUAACUUUUGUUGCUAGUUCAGAGAGUAUAUAUUUAAAUACAAUUUUUAGUACCAAUAAAUGUUCGUUUAGCAAAAGUAGCUAGAUUUUUUAAAGCUUAACUAGGAGCUUCAAAUGCAGAAGGAUUAGUUAGAACCUUUUAAAGAAUUAAUGAGAAUUUAAAUCAAAAUUCAUCAUUGAAUUAAAAAUUAUUAAGCUUUACAAAAUAGAAUUCUAGUCUAUUUCGUUUGGUUUAGAGUCAAUAUGAGAGUAUUUAACAAAAGCAACCAUAAAAUCAAAUUCCAGAUGAAAUUAAUAGUUAAGAUAAAUAAAAUUCAGGUGGAAAAGAUUCAGCUUGGAGUAUGGAAGUUUAAAGUUAUUAAUUGGAGAGUGAAAAACGAUAAAAAGUAAUUGAAAUAUCAAAUUAAUAAUUGGAUUGA
This is a messenger RNA of Paramecium primaurelia, 2116 nucleotides long. Lineage: Eukaryota; Ciliophora; Oligohymenophorea; Peniculida; Parameciidae. The record is from the annotation of a GenBank genome assembly.